GUCGAACAUUGUCUUAUGGGAAGUUACACCGUGCUUUUAUAAUACCGAUUAAAAUCUGCAAGUAUCAUACGUAAUGGUUUCUGCAUGUGUUAUUGGCUGAAAAACAAGAAACAGGGUUGCUAAACAAUUAGCUUUCUUGCACUUUAACGUAACGACACUUUUCGGUUGGUAGAGUUAGCUAACUUACACAACUUUAGGCUAAUUUGCUAAGAUACGCGAUGUUUGACUAACCUAUUACUUCUGUAUCAGUUAGUAAAAAAGCUAAGCUAGUGCUCUGGCCAGCAGAAACACCAGCUCAGCAAACUAACCUUGGCGUCUGGACAAUAUCUCUGCAGAAAACAAAAUAUCGUCCGGUAUUGCUUGAGAAGGGCAGUUCAACCUUUAGCUAUGUUUACGUUUUUAUUCCUCAGUGCGCUUAUUUUGUGAUAUAUGUCAGCUGUGGGGAUCGAAACGGUGGACUGUGUAGUGUUAAUAGUAAACUGCACGACUCCGCCCCCUCAUCCGGGCUGUACCGGAGACGAAAGCGAUUGCAAAGCUGGUGACGCACGCGCAUUAGCGUCAACAAUGUGGCUGUCCUUCAGUAGACAUGUUCAGCGGUUGAAUCAUUCACCAUACGUUUUGCUCUCGAAAGUGUGUGUCCACCAGGUGCACAGCAGUAGCACUGAGUUUACGGACAGUUGCUAUGAUGGGCUGUAUCCUGGACAUAUACACACCACUCCCAUCCAGAAAGCCCUGUUGGCUGUGGGGUCAGGAGUGGCUGCUCUACAAAACCCCUACAGACAUGACAUGGUUGCAGUGCUGGGGGAGACGACCGGACACCUAGCGUUGAUAAAUCUCAGGGACAAGAUGAGAAAUGACCCUGAAGGCAACACUAUCCUAACUGAAAGGCCCAGAAUCCGUCUGUCUACGCUUAAUCUGAGCGAAAUGGCCUGUCUGCCUGACAGAUCUUUUGGGAGGGAAUACUGUCGUUUUCUGGAGGACAAUCAUGUGACUCCAGACUCAAGGGCAGACGUGAAGUAUGUGGACAAUGAGGAGCUAGCUUACGUUAUGCAGAGAUACAGAGAGGUCCAUGAUUUACUGCACACCUUACUUGGCAUGCCCACCAAUAUGUUGGGUGAAGUGGCAGUGAAAUGGUUUGAAGCUGCUCAGACUGGCCUUCCCAUGUGUAUGCUUGGAGCUGUGUUGGGGCCACUUCGACUGAAUCCAAGCCGUCUACAGCAGCUGUUCACAUCAUUGGGCCCUUGGGCUCUUCACAAUGGUCGUCGGGCCCGCUGCGUCCUCAGUAUCUUCUAUGAGAGACGGUGGGAGCAGAACAUCGAAGACCUCCGACAAGAGCUCAACAUAGAGCCACCUCCUGUCAUACUCAGUGCUACCAAGAAGCGAAACACAUAAGGAAAGACAAACAAAAAGCAGAAUUAAGGAAUCACCCUUGCUAAAAACUUUUAAAAGCUGGGGAAAAACUAAGAUAUUUGAAAGGUUGUACACUAGAAAUGGACAUUAGUAACUUCUGAAGAAGUGAGGAAAUUGCACAGUUGCUAAACUUUGGAUUUCCCAAUCAGUUGAGUGGGGUAAAAUCUUCUGAUGAAAUGCUUGAGUUUUUAUGUUCUGCUGCAAUGUGAAAGGAAGUGUGUAUUUAUUUAAAGAAUACAAAUAAAUGAAAAAGUGUAUAGUUUGCCAAUGUCAUAUUAAAAGCCAGCAGGUAUUGA
Messenger RNA from Eleginops maclovinus (Patagonian blennie), 1706 nucleotides. It is a transcript of the gene coq4, whose product is annotated as coenzyme Q4 homolog (S. cerevisiae). The transcript has 7 exons. Gene Ontology annotation, cellular component: mitochondrial inner membrane; mitochondrion. Lineage: Eukaryota; Metazoa; Chordata; Actinopteri; Perciformes; Eleginopidae. The coding region runs from base 430 to 1392 and encodes 320 amino acids. The record is from RefSeq and is a predicted model, not a curated record. Gene Ontology annotation, biological process: ubiquinone biosynthetic process.